UUGAACAUCAACUACGAGAAAGACCGCCUCAAAGACUUUGCAACUGAGAAGUUAAAGAUCGUGACCAACCAUGGCAACCGCUUAUCAAAGUAUAUCAUGUCAGUAUGAGUGUUAAUGGAUACACUCAGUCACGCCACAGUCAGCUUCCUAACACAAGACCGCGCUCAAAACCCACAGAGGUGAAGCACGUUUAAGACAGACACACGCUUUGAGAGCUCACGAAAUCGCUUUUUGGCCGAAGGGGUGAUAACUGCGUGUACUCUAAGGCUGUUUCCUAAACUACAUACAUAGGUCAUGGCCGCCGUCGCGUGGCGAGAAGGAGCCUCACAAACUUCGCAGGAAAUUGCAGUUGUGAAGGGAAGCACAGCACAAAUCGAAUGUGCCGUGUGCGGCGACAAAAGCUCGGGCAAGCAUUAUGGUGUAUACACAUGCGAGGGCUGCAAGAGCUUCUUUAAACGAAGCGUUCGUAGAAAUCUAUCCUACACAUGUCGUGGUUCAAGAUCCUGCCCGAUCGAUCAACAUCAUCGAAACCAAUGCCAGUUUUGUCGACUUAAGAAAUGCCUAAAGGUUGGAAUGCGUCGUGAAGCAGUGCAAAGGGGACGAUUGCCGGCCUCCCAAGUGCCGGCGUUAACUCAGGGACAACCACAGAAUGGUGAGACAAACGGAAACUCGUUCAUAUCUGGUUAUAUUACGCUGCUUUUGCGAGCUGAGCCUUUUUCCACUGGACGCUUCCAACAACCGGGAAUAAAUAUGCCUUAUGGAGUGGUUGGUAUUGAAAAUAUUUGUGAGAUUGCCGCAAGAUUGCUAUUUUCGGCAGUUGAAUGGGCAAGGAACAUUCCCUUGUUUCCAGACCUAGCUGUCACAGAUCAGGUAGCACUACUUCGUUUGACCUGGAGUGAGCUCUUCGUUCUAAACGCUGCCCAAUGUCCAAUGCCGCUGAACAACCCGAGCCUGCUGGCUACGGCUGGGAUGCAUGCAAAUCACAUGAAUUCAGAUCGAAUGGUCUCGUUCAUGGAUAAUAUUAGAGUGUUUACAGAUCAAAUUGAGAAGUUGAGAAAUAUUCACGUGGAUGCUGCCGAGUAUUCUUGUUUGAAAGCGAUUGUAUUGUUCACCUCAGACGCCUCUGGUCUGAGCGAUCCACAAUACAUUGACAGUCUCCAGGAGAAGACUCAAUGCGCUCUGGAAGAGUACACGAAGGCUCAGUACCCGAACCAGCCAACAAGAUUUGGAAAAUUACUUUUACGACUUCCUUCUUUGCGAACGAUAAAUUCUUCGGUCAUAGAACAGCUGUUCUUUGUACGACUAGUUGGAAAGACGCCAAUCGAGACGUUACUUAGAGAUAUGCUGUUUUCGGGAACACCUACAACCUGGCCAUGAAAUUGAUGCGGAAAAAAUAUGCCAAAAGCGACGAAGUUAUGGAUACAAAGCAUAGAGGAUGAUGUUAUUCAUCGCUUGAUACAGUGUACUUUAGCCUGGAUGAGGAUUUCUAGUUUAGUUUUACAACGACAGCAGGAAACUUUCUGUGAUUUUUAGACGGAGAACAUCUGAAGAUUUAGUUUAAAAGAUUAUGUGGAGUAGACCUAGAUCAUAUGAAGACCUGGAACGAAGAGGACUAUCCUAGAUGAAAAUGUAGUUAUGAAUCACUUCAUAGGAAAUAUCCAGAAGUUUUAUCGUGAAUAAUCUGGGGAGUCGUGGAGUUCGUGCGGUCGGGAAACAUGAGUUUGCAGAUGGAUGGAGCAAUUUCUUGUAACUUUGGAGGAAAGCAUCGCUCUCUAAGAAAUACAGCGGUUUCUGUUCUGGUAUUUUCGUAGAAAUAUGUUAAAAUUAAGACGAACUUAGAUUAGUUUUUCACGUGCGUCGACGCGCCAUUGGAUUGGCAAGAUAACCUCACAGAGUGUCAACAGUGUUUUCGAUUUUGGGCAUGCAGAUUCAAGAGAAACGCCAAAUUCGACCCAAAUUCAUUGCCGUCUGGUUCUGCUUAAAGCAAUUAAAUCCCGUGUGCAAGGCUAUAGCAAUGAUAUCUUACUACAAAUUGCAAUGACUGCAAAUUACAAUUCAUUUCUGAAUGAAUAGUUUUGUCUGUGUUUACCAUUUUCAUAUGCUGUCAUGAAAAUAGCAAUGAUAAACACGGGCCAUAAAUUCAUUCCAGUCUGACGAACAAUAAUACGCGACAAAUUGAAAGCACUCUGAGACUCUGCCAAGACAAGUCUAAAGACAAAGUUCAACUGAUAUAUUUCUGCGUGUACUUGCGAACGUCUUUAGUCUAACGAGCUAGAAUUUUCCCAAAACUUUAUAUAUAUGUACCCAGAGACAUUAAAACUAUAUAUUCUUUUAUAGAAGUAUCGUAUCAAAAACGGAUUAUAAAUCUGGCUGAGCAGGACAAGUUAAACAAGUUCAGUCGCUGUUUUUGAAAAGCAUUUUAUAAAAUAUUUUGUGUAAUUUUGUUAUCAAGCUAAAAGCUGGAAUAUUUCUGUGUUUUUUAACGUAUUUUUUUAUGUGUGUAUUAGACUAGGUCAUCGAUGUUUAACAUCAAAAUUUUGC
Dendronephthya gigantea is the source of this 2541-nucleotide messenger RNA. RefSeq names its product COUP transcription factor 2-like. Lineage: Eukaryota; Metazoa; Cnidaria; Anthozoa; Malacalcyonacea; Nephtheidae. Gene Ontology annotation, biological process: regulation of transcription by RNA polymerase II; cell differentiation; anatomical structure development. The record is from RefSeq and is a predicted model, not a curated record. The transcript has 6 exons. Gene Ontology annotation, molecular function: nuclear receptor activity; RNA polymerase II cis-regulatory region sequence-specific DNA binding; zinc ion binding. The coding region runs from base 295 to 1377 and encodes 360 amino acids.